GACAAAAGCCGCAAGCCGCAAAAGAAGAACAAUAUAGAAUAGGAAAAAAAUAAACAAUGCUGCGAUAUUGAUAGCGGUUAAAGAAUUUUGUGAAAUUUGUAGACAUUAAAUGUGAAGAACUAUGGACACAAAAACUGAGAUUCCCGAAGUACCGCUGCGUCCAUUUAAAUUGGCGCAUCAAGUUGUGAGCCUAACUGGAAUUAGUUUUGAACGUCGCAGCAUAAUUGGCAUGGUUGAGUUGACGAUAGUGCCAAAUAAUGACAGUUUACGUUUGAUACGUCUCAAUGCCAAGCAGCUGCGAAUUUACAACGUGGUGCUCAACGAUGUUUGCCAAGCUGAGUUUUUUUACUUCGAUCCCUUUCAGGAUAUAUGCCACAACGAUCCCAAGAGCCGCUCUCUGGAAGUCUUCUCAAAGAAUCAUUUGGCUGCAGCGCAGAUUACGGAUCCGGAUACGAAUAAUGGCGAGCUGCUGAUUCAGGUGCCGCAAGAAGGCUAUCCAUUGAUUCAGGAGGGUCGUGGUCUGCGCAUACGCAUUGAAUUCUCAGCCGAAAAUCCCAAAGGUGGCAUGCACUUCGUUAUUCCACCCAUACCCCCUGAUGAUGAAAUAGGACAGAAUUAUAGUGCGCACAUGUUCACCAACUGCUAUGAGAACUCGACCCGCCUUUGGUUUCCCUGCGUCGACAGCUUUGCGGAUCCGUGCACAUGGCGACUAGAAUUUACAGUGGAUAAAAAUCUGACUGCUGUUUCCUGUGGAGAACUGGUCGAAGUUAUUAUGACGCCGGAUCUGCGAAAGAAAACGUUUCACUACACUGUAUCCACACCUGUCUGUGCGCCGAACAUUGCGCUGGCUGUGGGCCCAUUCGAAAUCUACGUGGACCCGCAUAUGCACGAAGUGACUCAUUUUUGCCUGCCCGGCCUGUUGCCUCUCUUGAAGAAUACGGUGCGGUAUCUUCACGAAGCCUUUGAGUUCUUCGAAGAGACGCUCUCCACACGCUAUCCGUUUUCCUGCUACAAACAGGUGUUUGUAGACGAGCUUGAUACUGAUAUCAGCGCCUAUGCAACAAUGACCAUAGCAUCGGUUAAUCUCCUGCACUCGAUAGCAAUUAUAGACCAGACCUACAUUUCACGGACCUUCAUGUCACGAGCUGUGGCAGAGCAGUUCUUUGGUUGCUUCAUCACCUCGCAUCACUGGUCGGACACUUGGCUAGCGAAAGGCAUAGCCGAGUAUUUGUGUGGCCUCUACUCACGGAAAUGCUUUGGCAAUAACGAGUAUCGGGAAUGGGUGCAAACGGAGCUGGCACGCGUUGUCAAGUACGAGGAACAGUUUGGCGGCAUUAUACUCGAUUGCAGUCAGCCACCAGCUCCUCUGCCCGUAUCGAGUACGAAUCCCGCAGCUGCUGCGAGUAAACAGCAGGAGAUUGUACACUACUUUCCCAUCAAGAGUUUGCACACGGUUUCACCCAAAUAUGUAGAGGCGAUGCGUAGGAAAGCGCAUCUGGUCAUACGCAUGUUGGAGCAUCGCAUCGGGCAGGAGCUGCUCAUCCAAGUGUUUAACAAGCAACUGGCGCUGGCCACAAAUGCAGCGGGUACUAAAAUAGGCGCCGGCCUCUGGUCGCAAUUGCUGAUCUCCACGAACAUCUUCAUCAAGGCCAUCUUCACGGUCACGGGCAAGGACAUGUCUGUGUUUAUGGAUCAGUGGGUGCGCACGGGCGGCCAUGCAAAGUUCUCGCUUACCUCGGUAUUCAAUCGAAAACGAAACACCAUCGAAUUGGAGAUACGCCAGGACUUUGUCAAUCAGCGUGGUGUGCGCAAAUAUAAUGGGCCCUUAUUGGUGCAGCUGCAGGAGUUGGAUGGCACAUUCAAGCACACGCUGCAGAUUGAGAAUACACUGGUCAAGGCGGACAUCACCUGCCAUUCGAAGAGUAGGCGAAAUAAGAAGAAGAAGAUUCCAUUGUGCACCGGCGAAGAGGUGGACAUGGACUUGUCUGCCAUGGAUGACUCACCUGUACUAUGGAUACGACUUGAUCCAGAGAUGAUUUUGUUACGGGAUCUAAUAAUUGAGCAGCCGGACUUUCAAUGGCAAUACCAACUACGGCACGAGCGAGAUGUGACAGCCCAGUUUCAGGCUAUCCAAGCGCUGCAAAAGUAUCCCACCAAUGCCACGCGUUUAGCACUCACAGACACUAUUGAGAGUGAUCAUUGCUUUUACAAGGUCCGCUGCCAGGCUGCUCACAGUCUAACCAAGGUGGCCAACCAAAUGGUCGCCUCAUGGAGUGGUCCACCUGCCAUGCUCAACAUCUUCCGCAAGUUCUUUGGCUCCUUUAGUGCACCACACAUCAUAAAACUGAACAACUUUUCCAACUUUCAAUUGUACUUCCUCCAAAAGGCUAUACCCGUGGCCAUGGCGGGCUUACGCACCUCUCAUGGCAUCUGUCCACCCGAGGUAAUGCGAUUCCUCUUCGAUCUCUUCAAGUACAAUGAGAACUCUCGUAAUCACUAUACUGACGCCUACUAUAGGGCUGCUUUAGUCGAGGCACUGGGAGAGACUUUGACUCCCGUCGUAUCUGUAGCAAUGCAUGGUACGCAAAUUACCACAGACAGCCUUUCCACGGAUGCCAAACUGGUUCUGGAUGAGGUAACGCGUCUGCUGAAUAUGGAGAAGCAUUUGCCAUCGUACAAGUACAUGGUUUCCGUGUCUUGCCUUAAGGUCAUUCGCAAGCUGCAAAAGUUUGGCCAUCUGCCCUCGCUGCCUCACAUUUACCGCAGCUAUGCGGAGUAUGGAAUUUUUCUGGACUUACGCAUUGCUGCCAUGGAGUGUCUUGUGGACUUUGUGAAAGUAGAUGGACGCUGGGAAGACUUGGAGCAUUUGAUAAAUUUGCUCGAAACUGAUCCAGAUCCUGCUGCACGUCAUGCUCUCGCCCAGCUGCUCAUCGACAAUCCACCAUUUACACGCGAGACCCGCAGCCGCUUAGACAAACCACAUCUGGUGGAACGUCUGUGGAUCAGCAUUAACACAUUGUCCUGUGACACGAAAUUACGUUGUGAUUUUGUCGAUCUCUACUAUGCGCUUUACGGUACCAAGCGACCGUUUUGCCUACAAGCUUCCGAAACUCAAAACUUCUACAAGGACUUGUUGAAGGAGCCUAAUGCGUCAGGUAACUCAUUUAAAAAGACAACCGAGCCCAAGCCAAUAGACAGUGAGCCCCAGGAGAAACAAAAGCCCUCCAUGGUCACUAUUAAACGAACUGCGACAGAAGCCUUCGAGGUGGGCGAUGAGAUCAUCAAGUUAGAGCGCAGCGAGGAGAUCACCGUGCUAAAUGAUCCGAUUGAAGUGCAGGCUUAUGACAGCGAGGCAAAGCUAAAUGUUGAUGCUGUCGAUGAAGCCGCUGGCGACUCUCAGCAAUUAACUAAGCGUCUAAGAACCGAGAUGUAUGCGGAUACCAUAGACGAUAAUUCGAUCUCGGUGCUAGACGUUGGCGAGACGACACGACAAUACGAGAGCAGUUACGACGAGAGCAAGAUGAGACCCGAUGGCAAUUUGAAGAAAAAGAAGAAGAAAGACAAGAAGAAGCAUAAGCACAAGCACAAACACAAGCACAACAAGGAUAAGGACAAAGACCGUGAGCGAGAGCGCAAGGAUAAGGAUCGAAGAGACCCGCAAAUUUCUCGCCUGCAGACAAGGGAUGCUGCCACGCCCGAAACCCUUAGCUCAGCGGAUAGCAGCAACAGCAACAGCAACACCCCGAUGGGCAUGAACUAAGGAAAGGUCGUCGAGCAACUCUCUGUGGCUUGUUGAAACAAUGAAUUAUAUAUGAUAGGUUAAUUAAUUAGUUAGAUAGUAAGAUUUUUUUAAAAAGGGCUUUCAGCAAUCUAUAAAAAUGAAAGCAUUGCAUAUGAAAGCUAUUUGUAUAGCUUGUAUUUAUAUAAAAAAAAAAUAUACCUUUCCAUUUUCCGUGUAUUCAGUCCAAUGUGAAUCCCCAAAUCCCUCUCAGAUAACAAAAUUCCCUAGACAUCCAAAAGCUUACGCAAAUAAAUAGUUUUCGAUAAAUUGUAGAAACUUGUUCUGAAGAUCUAA
Molecule: messenger RNA, 4075 nt
Organism: Drosophila mojavensis
Lineage: Eukaryota; Metazoa; Arthropoda; Insecta; Diptera; Drosophilidae
Gene: Taf2
Product: transcription initiation factor TFIID subunit 2
Exons: 7
Coding region: 122-3760 (1212 amino acids)
Biological process (GO): transcription initiation at RNA polymerase II promoter
Cellular component (GO): transcription factor TFIID complex
Molecular function (GO): RNA polymerase II general transcription initiation factor activity; transcription cis-regulatory region binding; zinc ion binding
Source: RefSeq, a predicted model, not a curated record